AGAGACAGAGUAGACAAGCGUGAGAGUCUUGCUCUGUGUGUUGUGCUGCACAUCUCCAACUUGGUGCUGCUGUAUCCUCUUCUGGACCAGACGACGAUGCCCUCUGAGCUCCUCAUCCCCGGGUGGCUGCAGCACCUCCUUGUUGUGCUCCUGAAGCUGAGCGUCUCCUUUGCCGCCCCUCUAAAAGUUGCUAAUGGGACAGCAUGCACGGCUCGAGGCCCCGCCUCUUACAUCCUAGUAUUCACUGGCCAGUGGAGCCCGCAGAUGUUCCCGAAACAGUACCCUUUAUUCCGACCCCCUGCGCAGUGGUCCAAACUUGUAGCUGUCACCCACAACGAGCGGUACCGGUUGUGGCGGGAAGGGGCAAUGGCGAGCCCUGGGGUACAAGGUUUUGCUGAGCUCGGGGUCACCGUUGAGCUUGUAAAGGAGGCAAAAGAAGCAAGGAAGAGGAGGGUAGUGGGCUCCAUGUACCGCACAGCAGGCAUCCCAUCUGGAGUCGGCCACAGCUCCACUGAGCUCGUUCUGCACCCCAGGAACCCACUGCUCUCCUUGAUGGUGAAAGUGAUUCCCAGCCCUGAUUGGUUUGUGGGGGUGGACAGCUUAAACCUGUGUGAAGCGGGGCAAUGGAAAGAGGAAAUGACUUUCGACCUCCACCCGUUCGAUGCCGGGACAGACAGCGGUUUCACUUUCUCUUCACCCAAUUUUCCCACGAUGCCCCCUGAGAACAUCACAAUGAUCACAUCUCAGAAACCAAAUCAUCCCGCAAACUCCUUCUACUACCCACGGCUGCCUGAGCUCCCGCCACUCGCCACCAUCUGGCUGAAGAGACAACCUCGUUUACCUGACCGUCAGCACAACCAUGUGUCCAAUCACAUCCUGCCUCAACUCAGCAAAACCCCACAAUUUACAGAGACACCGCUGGACUGUGAGGUCUCCAUGUGGUCGUCCUGGGGGCUGUGUUUGGGGCCAUGCUCCAGAGGAGGAGUACGUCAUCGUACCCGCUACAUCCUGUUGAAACCUGCUAACAGCGGCACCCCCUGCCCCGAACUGGAGGAACAGGCCGAGUGUACGCCACACAACUGCCUGGUGCAGCAGUGAUUCCCGUUUCAGUGCACACACACACUCUUUUUUUUUUCCUCUCUCUCUCUCUCUCUCUCUCUCUGACACUGUCCAGAUCCAGAGCUGCUUUGAGAUGCAAGGCAGUGCUAUAUAAUGCUGAAAGAGGUCAGAGGUCACAGUGAAUGGUGGCAUAGCACACCAGUUCUGCCUGGAAGAAUUCAGUUCCUGCAUUCAGCUUACAAAGAGACACUUUUUUUUUUUU
Messenger RNA from Neoarius graeffei (lesser salmon catfish), 1321 nucleotides. RefSeq names its product spondin 2a, extracellular matrix protein (gene spon2a). Bases 97 to 1098 code for a protein of 333 amino acids. The transcript is spliced from 6 exons. Gene Ontology annotation, biological process: cell adhesion. NCBI's taxonomy places the organism in Eukaryota, Metazoa, Chordata, Actinopteri, Siluriformes, Ariidae. Gene Ontology annotation, cellular component: extracellular matrix. The record is from RefSeq and is a predicted model, not a curated record.